GCAAGGAUACCUACAGAAUAUCAAGCAUGAUCUCCUUCAAAUAAGGGUUAUAUCACUUCGUUGUUGUGAAUUUUGGAGCACUGUUCAAUCUCUGACAUUUCCUAGGUUCAAGUUGUACAUUGUACCGUUUAGAAGAGAGAGGAUCUCAACUCAAGACAAAACCUUCAUUGUAUUCCUGUGGGCUCCCACUUGAUGCAUUGUUCCUGUUUCCAAAUUUCCAUUAUCACAUCGGAGACGAUUUUUAUAUGGACAUUUUAUAUCAAAAAGCGGAAAAAAGUGCGAAACUGUUGGGUUCAAUAGAAACCCUAGCUCUACAAAAUAGAGAACUGUAGUUUGGAUAUAUCCCAUGUGAAAUCAUAGUGCAAGUCUUUUGUAGAAUGGUUUGACGACUCUCCUUUUCUACCACUUCGUGCAAAAAACUCAUUCCUGGAAACGUUUUCCAGCGUAUCACGUGACCAAGCAAUUGCCACUUGCUACAUGAUCACUCGAUGCCAGGAUAAAUGUGUUUACAAGGAGUAUCUGCUCUCAGGGAAAAAAGGAUUUAAUGAUAGAUUGCUUCAGAGUGUCAAAUCAAUAUCUUUUAUUUGCAAUUUGCACUUCAUCAAAACUAGCGUAUAGGGAGAAUUUUACCGAUUUUUACCGAUCCAGUUCUUCAUAAGGAAACACAUUCACUGAGUAAUUGAGUCAAGAUGAAACUGGAAAUGAUAAUGAUGAUGACGGUUGCCUUCGGAGAAAUUCUCUUUGUGCUGUCACAGGAAUGUCCACCGUUCGGGAAAAUGAAAUUUCGUAAAGUGAAAUAUCGCAGUAAUCUUCAAAUUGCGAGAUUUCGGUGCAGACGAAAGUCUCAACUUCUUGGUGCCAAGCUUUUAAUCUGCUUAAGUGGAAAAUGGAACCACCCAGCGCCAGUGUGCAUAGCUCCUGGAUGUGAAAUACCAGACUCUACGGCAAAUCUGAUAAUGACGACAUCAAGAAGGGACGCACUGCUGACACUAGAAUGUCAGCCUGGCUACACAUUACAGGGGCCUAAAACCAUUUACUGUGACAAGGUAAAAUGGAGUGCUCCUAUUUCUACGUGUAAAUAUAACGAGCCAGACUUGCUGUGUACGUUUGAGAGUACUGAUCUUUGUGGUUGGAAUCAACGAGAUCACUCCGACUGGACAGUAAGAAGCGGCGGAACCCCUACAAGUAGAACAGGGCCUGACAACGACCACACGUUUGGUUCUGUCGGUGGCGGUCAUUAUCUGUACAUGGAAUCUUCACCACCACGUAAGGAAGGACACACUGCUACAAUAUCUUCACGGUUUUAUAGACACCUUCAGAAUGGAACAUGCUUCGAGUUUUAUUACCAUAUGAAGGGCCUACCCGGUCCAAACGAGGUUGGUAGAUUGCUGGUGUACGUGAGACGAGCCGAAGAAGAUAUAGAGGAAAUAUUGCCCUCCUUUAACGAGUCUGGACAUCAAAGUGACCACUGGUUGAGGGGCAGCUUCGAAAUUCGUGAUGUCACGUCUCCAAUUCAAAUUGUGGUAAUAGGUAUCCGGGGUAAGAGCGCUCUUGGAGACAUCGCCUUUGAUGACGCGAGAAUGUACAAUUGUUCAGAUGAUGUCGAUGACGUCACAACUGAAAGUGAACAACUUACAACCAUGCAACCGACGACAGAAUUUAGAGAUUUAUCGACAAAAACAUCCGGUGAAUUUACAACUGAUAGUCUAUUGAACGUCUCCAUGAUGAAUGGUAUUUCUUCUGAAGAAAUUACUACUCAUGCUUCCGGUUCCUUCACCGUUAACUUGUCUACCGCCCCGCCUCAAGUCGUUGAAGUUACUACGGAAUCCGUACCAACAGAGGAAACAACGAUGGAAAUUGCGACAAUCGUUGUUACGACAGCGACAGAAACAACUCUACCUUCAAAAACUCCAACAACGACCACGACGAGGAAACCUACUAUGAAACCAACCACGAAACGUCCAACAACUAUAAAACCAACCACGAAACCUCCAACAACUAUGAAACCAACCACGAAACCUCCAACAACUAUGAAACCAACCACGAAACGUCCAACAACUCCAAAAUCAACCAUAAAACCCUCCACAACUCCAAAACCAACCACGAAACCUCGAACAACUCCAAAACCAACCACGAAACCUCCAACAACUAUAAAACCAACCACGAAACGUCCGACAACUAUUGAACCAACCACGAAACGUCCUACAACUAUGAAACCAACCACGAAACGUCCAACAACAGAACCAACCUCGAAACCUACAACUACAAAACGCUGGACAGUGACAACAAAGAAAGAAACUUUAAAACCAACUUCAAUGCAAACAACAAGUACAACACUGAUGUCAACAACAACAAAAACAGCACUAAAGACAUCAUCGGAAGCACCAAAAGCUGAAGUCACAAAGCAAGCUUCUAUUUCAACCACUACAAAUACGGCCCAGAAAAGUACGACGACAGUUUCUGACAAUUCCAUACCGGAAGUCACAAGAACACCACAAAAUAAUAAUGAAACAGACAUUCCAAACGUGAUUCAGGUUGGUAAAAGAACCAGUCAAUCAAAAGGCCCGGUAAAGCCUUUGAUGAUUGGUGUUGGAGUGGGCGUGGCUAUUGGGUUAGCGAUCGUUUUGGUAAUAGUGUUUCUAUAUAUGAAGAAACAGCGAAAGAAACAUGACGAUAUGGAAGACGAGAUGGCACCAAUCGCCAGAAAUGCUUACAGUGAAUGGUAACGAAUGGCAAAGGUUUAGUGAACAUUUAAGACAUUGAAAGAUAGACCUUGUUUGGCUUGCUUAAGGAAUAUUAUCAGCACUUCCUGAUUCUUGUCAAUAUUUCUCGCAUACCACUCAGCCUAAGCAAUAUCACAUCAAAACGAAAAUCUACAUCUCAGCUGUAAUAGAAAUAAUCCUGGAAUUUUUAAUCCAAACACAGAUGCAUGUAUUCUCAUCUAAUUUCGUAAUAUUGUUUGAAAUCUUUAAAUAUGUUGUCGCCGGUUUUGGGUUUUAUGUAUAUAUGACAUGUCAGACUUCAAAAUAGACAAAAACUUCAAACAAAUGUCUGUGCAAACUAUGACAUCACAGGAAAUCUUUAAAGGUCGACAAAUUGAUGUUCUUUUUCAACGCAGCUUUGCUAUCACUGAUAAAAGUUUAUAUAAAUUUAACUUUAAUUGUAAAUUACCUGUUAAUUCACUUACUUCAAUAAUCAAUACACACUGCUUACGCUCAAUAUCAACACCAUUCACCCUGUAUCUGAAAAUCAAGGUACUAUAAAGAGUUGUCUUUUGUCGAUGGCUAAUUUUUUCAAUGUAUUAAACAAAAACUCGCAUGUAUUUUUGCUAUUACCCUUUCCCCCCAAUACUUUUUUAUCUCAGUUUUAUUCCUUUUUUGAAAAUAGCGAAAAAAUAGAACUCAACCAAAAUUAAGAAUUUUGCACUAUCUCGCAGUUAAGAGGCAAGCAUUCGUUUCCCGCGAGAAGAAAACUUUACAUGGAGAUUAUUCCUGUCACAAAUAUUUUAUGUCAGUAGAACAUUUGACUUUUCAACUUCCGGUGUUUGUUUAGAUCCCUGACCUGUCUUUCUCAAAAAGUUAAUAAAACGAUGUCCUGUUCUGUCUCGGCUGUGUCCUAAGACGAACCACUUCCAUAAUUGCAUUGAAUAGCAAGCGGCAUGCCUUCCGCAUGCUGUUCAGUGAAGUAGCUACCAGACAGCAAAGAUAAACUCCAAUGUCCAUGGGACGAUAAACUCAUUCCGAAUAUUGCCAUGAAUGCUUCAUCGAAAAACAAUCAUAGGAUAAGAUAUUAACGUUGAUCUGAAGCUAUAUUUUGGUCAAAUUUGCAGUCGGCGUUUUCGAUAAGCAUUCGUCAUUUAAAGAAACGAAAGAUAAAAAGUUUAUGCAAUCUUUUUAAUCAGAAAACUUUCUGGAGAUAUGGAGCCUUGACCUGAAGAUGUUACACAUUUUUUCCACAUACAGUAUGCUUUCAUUUCUGCAAGUCUCUAUGUUGGCUAUAUCAUUGAGACUGACUAAACGUCAGUGGUUGCCAAGGUAACUAAUUCUCAAUUUUCAGUGUACUGUGAAAUUGGUUUGCUGCUGGAAUUCUGCAAGAACAGCUGGGCACUUACGUUUGUGUUCUCGUUUUAGAGAAACUUUUUUUUAUCAGACAGCUGUAAAUUUUGUCUUUUUUAUUUUCUAAUUUCUUAAACAACCUCUUAAAACUCACUUAUGUGCAAAGGUUCAAUUAUUUUAAGAUUUAAGCUUUUCAGCUAAAAUGUUUUUUUUUCUAAAAAAAGGCUUGAAAUGUGUGGAUUGCAAAAUACACUUGAUUAUGAAAGUGUGACAUAUUGUUAAUGCUGUAUAUUCAAAUUACUUUAUAAAAAAACAACCUUAUGAUCUUUUUUAUACUUAAUCAAUUAAUGCUUAUGUAUAUAUUUGAUAUAAUGUAAAUAGUUUUGGUACUAAAAUAGCAGGGGAUGAUGAAAUCACAUGAUGUAUUUUAUACCAUAAUGGACAUACAUAUGUAAAUAUAUAUUCAUUCUUUUAAUGAAACAAUACUUAACCAUUGCAUAUUGCAGUAGAAUGUGUUAGAGUCAUUGGUCAGUAUUGGAUUUCAGAUAAUUAUGUGUUUUGUCUGAUUUUAUCAUUUUUGUGUGAGACAUUUAUUGACCGUCAUCAAAUGUGUGUCCAUUUCCCAUUUCAAUAAUAAAAAAUGUGAUGAGUGUAAUAGAUUUAAAUAAUUGAUAGACACCAAGGCUUGAUUUAAAAAAAAAAAAAAAGUCAAGAGCUAUUCCACAAAUUCAUGACAACUUUAAAAAUCUUAUAUUGGUUUGAAUUAUCGAGAUUUUGGCUCUAUUUUAACGUUACAUCGUUAUUAACGUGUAGUGUAUCUGUGACAUUCAUAGUUAUGACGUAGUCAUUCAAACUGCCAAUCACAGCUCCCCUAGGUGUUAUAGAGCACGUGCAUUGGUACAACAUGGAUGCUAUAUAUUUUUUUGAUCAUAGGGCUCAUAAUUGUGUCCAAGACAUAAUUUCAUCACUAUUAUAUCUCAGAUUAAAACCAGUUGAAUAAUAUUGUUGAUCAAAUAUUUACAUAUUUACCGUAAAGUUUGGUGAUCAAGAUUUCCGUGGGUUUAUCAAAAGAUUGAAGCAACAUGGAAAUACUGUUAGCUUAAAUAAUGAAUCUACCUUUGCUUUUUUCUCUCUUAAUAAAUUUCAUUUGAAAAGGAUUUAUUUUUGAUAGUAGAAAUCAUAUCAAAUUCCGAAUACACGCCAGCAAUAACUGCUUAUUUUCAAAGACGGUGUAGAAAGUUCUGAAAGACUACUUUUUUGAAAACAACAAGAGUCAGACAAAGGGCAGUAACUCAGGUAGAUCAUAGUGUUUUUCCCGAACAGCAGUUUAUAAUGGUUUGGUAUAAAAUUGUUAAAUAACCCUGCAAACAAGAGUUAUCUCCCUAUAUAUAUACAACACGAUGCCAGCAUAGUUGUGGACAGUAGAUCUGUAUUCUCAUUCUGAUCCCAAGAGUUACUUCCCGUCGUUUUAUUUAGUCAGUACAGCUGCAUGUAUAAGGUUGACAGCCAAUAGAGGUACUGAACGUGCAUUCCAAGAUGUCGAAUUUCAGUUAUUUUGGAGCUUUGAUUGAAAUAAAAAUUUACGUGUUUAUUCACUUCAGAUGAAAAGAACAACCUAAUUCCAUAAGUACGAAAUCAAAGUGACCACUAUCUAUAUCAUACAUAUAUUGUAUAUAUUUCUAGUAAAUAGAUUUUCUCAACAAUGUGGUAUCAUGUUUUUAUACAUAAUAAAUAAUUCAAUUGUAAA
Messenger RNA from Ylistrum balloti, 5802 nucleotides. RefSeq names its product anti-sigma-I factor RsgI2-like. Gene Ontology annotation, cellular component: membrane. The transcript is spliced from 9 exons. The coding region runs from base 690 to 2726 and encodes 678 amino acids. The record is from RefSeq and is a predicted model, not a curated record. Lineage: Eukaryota; Metazoa; Mollusca; Bivalvia; Pectinida; Pectinidae.